Molecule: messenger RNA, 1771 nt
Organism: Benincasa hispida (wax gourd)
Lineage: Eukaryota; Viridiplantae; Streptophyta; Magnoliopsida; Cucurbitales; Cucurbitaceae
Product: pentatricopeptide repeat-containing protein At1g06270
Molecular function (GO): protein binding
Source: RefSeq, a predicted model, not a curated record
GCCGACGCGCGCUGCAGUGACCGCCGCUCCCUCCCUAUCACACCCUCGAACAAUCAGAGUUACUUGUCUUUGAAUAUUUUUCCUCAGAGACACUGUGAUUUGCCCUAACCCCUGCCGUUGGUGAGAUCGCGCUGCCACCGCUCAUUUUUUUAGGUUCUCAAGGUUUUGAUUUUUAUUUUGAUUUUGCCGUUGCUGGAAUCAGCCUUCCGGGGUUUUAAACAGGGGUUGUUCCUUGAUUUAUAUGCUACCAUUUUUUGUGAUGAGUGUUUUAUCGUCUCUUAAUUAGGAUCAUACAUAAUGUUAAAUCUGUUCCAUGAUCUAUGGGUUUCCUGUGAACCAUUUGCAGAAUGUUUUGAUAAACAGUUAUGUGCUACAACAUAAGAAUUCUCCUUUUCGUUCUAGCAUGAAUAUUGGAAGAACAAAGACUUCUGCAUUUCUACUCGGUUUCCAUAAAUUUUUGCGGCAAUAUUCUUCGAUCCACUCAAUAUCUCCAUCACAAGCCCUUCAAGAGAGCAUUAAAGCUGCAGUUGAAUCAAAGUCGUAUAAGAAACUUCCAGAUUUGUUUCCUUCUUUGCGAGAAGCUUGCCAUAACCCCAAUCUUUUCUUGUUUCUCUCUACUUUUCCUGUUAACGUAAGAACACAAAUUGUGGAUGAGAUAUUGCAAUCUUUAAUAUCUAUUAGACCUCGCUCAAGAUCCCAAUUUGUCCAUGUUUCUCUGCUUUUCUACACUCUUCAAAUCUCUUCACCCUUUCCCCUCUCUCUUCCAGUCCUCCAGAGGAUUCUCCACUCUGGUUAUGUCCCUGCCCCGCAGACCCAUCUUCUCCUCUCUUCUGCCUGGCUAAAACAACGUAGCCAGUCUAAAUCUGUUGCUAAUAUCUUGAUGGAUAUGCGGUCAAUUGGGUACAAGCCUGACAGUAACAUAUGUAAUUAUAUUAUAUCCUCUCUUUGUGCCACUGAUGAAUUAGCAGAGGCUUUUCAAGUAUUGAAAGGAAUGGGAGGGGCAGGGUGUUUUCCUGACUUGGAGAGUUAUGGCACCUUAAUUAGUGCAGUAACAGCUGUUAGACAGACAGACAAGGCAGUGGAAUUGCUGAAAGAAAUGGUUUUAAAAGUUAAAUUGACACCAAGACAAGGAACGAUUAUCAAUGUUGUGGCUGCUUUACGAGCAAACCGAGAGGUAAGGAGAGCAGUUGAGAUCAUUGAGCUGUUGGAGAAGGAGAGUCACAAUGUUGGAUUUGAGAGCUACGAGCUUCUUGUUGAAGGUUGUUUGGAGUGUCGCGAGUAUAUUUUGGCAGGAAAGGUGACCAUGGGGAUGACAGAGAGAGGGUUUAUACCAUAUAUCAAGGUCAGGCAAAAGGUUGUUGAGGGGCUGGCUGGCAUUGGAGAAGCAGAAUUUGCUUCUGCUGUAAGACGCAAAUUUGUAGGGUUGAAGUCUUAGGUAGCUGACGAGUCCAGGUUGCGGGAUUGGUUAAGGUCUGCCACAAGCUGAAAAAUAACUGUAAAUAAGACUGGUUAUCGGGAUAGGGUUUCCACGUGUAUUUUAUAAUUUGGACUUGUAAACUAGUUUCUAUUAAAAAGCAUGUAAUGUUUUUCUGCUGCAAAAGUACGAAACUAGUAGCUGAGCUAAAGUAGUAACAUAUUAUAUCACACCUCACCGCGAGCUCAAGAGCAUGGGCUCGGCGCAGGGCGUGACAUAUAGUGAAACAAAAAUUUGAAUUGUAAAACUAAUGAGAGAAGGGAGAUCCAAGUAUGUUUCAAUGCUAAGGAAUACACU